Messenger RNA from Cutaneotrichosporon cavernicola, 786 nucleotides. RefSeq lists its product as uncharacterized. The record is from RefSeq and is a predicted model, not a curated record. The transcript is spliced from 3 exons. Bases 1 to 786 code for a protein of 261 amino acids. Lineage: Eukaryota; Fungi; Basidiomycota; Tremellomycetes; Trichosporonales; Trichosporonaceae.
AUGGAAGAUUAUCGGUAUCCUAUUGUUAGGCGCCUCGUGCCCAAAUGGUUCUUCGAGAUUGUCGUACACAUCUGCGCUGUUGUCGUCGCCCAGCCCCUCCUCCUACUGACCCUCUGUUUCCCCAUCCGAGCCAUGCUCCUUCCUCCCUCCGAACUCUCAUACGGCCCCUUUCCCUCGGCGUACAUCUCCCUCGCUGCCUUUUCCCCUCUCCUCUCCACAGCCCGGAAAUUGGGCAUACCCCUCGACACGCCAGUCCUUCAUGUCGGCGACGCGUUAGCUGCCCUACUGGCCCUAACUGCUGUGUACAUCCAGAAGAAAACCGACGACGCAAUGUACGCCUACCAGGAGGCCAAGCAUGGUGCCAUGCGGGCGAAUCCCUCCCCAAGGGUGAUUGAAGAUGGUGAACCCCUUCCCGCUCAAGUACCGCCCGAGUUUUAUCCCGGCUUCCCAACUAAAGGUAUUCACGCAGUGGUGCGCCACGCAAACUUUACAUCGGAACAGACAUUCUGGCUCGCGCAGGGAUUGCUUGGCCUCGGUGCCGGGCCCGCUGCGCCGAGGGUCGGGUCGUGUCUACUCCCACCCUUUUUGCUCAGUUUGCUCUUCCUCGGCUCGACGACGCUUACCGAGUGGAUCACGUCGCACCGCUACCCCGCGUAUGGGGCGUACAAGCAGCUGGUGGGCCAGUUUACGCCCAUGGAGACGGGCAUCAAGUGGAUCUGGACGACGAUGAGGGGCACGCGCGCCGAGUUGCAGGCCGAGCUGGACCCUCUGGUGCGUCAAGACUAG